AGUCGUCCUCUUCGUUGUCAGAAAGAACAUAACAGAGAGCACAGAGAGAGAAGGAGAAAGCUUGGAAAAAUGUCGGACGAGGAGCACCACUUCGAGUCCAAGGCCGACGCAGGAGCGUCAAAGACCUACCCUCAACAAGCUGGUGCCAUUCGCAAGAGUGGCUACAUCGUCAUCAAGAACAGGCCUUGCAAGGUUGUAGAAGUUUCCACUUCCAAAACUGGCAAGCAUGGACAUGCAAAGUGCCACUUCGUGGCAAUUGACAUAUUUAAUGGGAAGAAGCUUGAAGAUAUUGUUCCUUCAUCCCACAACUGUGAUGUUCCUCAUGUUAAUCGUACUGACUAUCAGCUCAUUGAUAUCUCUGAAGACGGUUUUGUGAGUCUUCUAACUGAGAAUGGAAACACCAAAGAUGAUCUGAGGCUUCCCACCGAUGACAAUCUGCUCACUCAGAUUAAAGAUGGGUUUGGUGAAGGAAAGGACCUUGUGGUGACAGUCAUGUCUGCAAUGGGAGAGGAGCAGAUCUGUGCCCUUAAGGACAUUGGCCCUAAAAACUAAAUAUGAUGCUGCUGUAGCAGUAGCUAUAGUUGAUGGCAAAUGAAACUUUUUGUUCUUAGAUCUAACAAGGAUCUUAUCUACUGUUUGUGCAAUAAGUUUUAAUAAGAUGAUAUUUAGCAUUUAGCUGUGUGCUUUAAAGUCUUAUCAGGCUUGUGAUUGGGGAAAUAGAAAGGAGGUGGGGCUGCUGAUCCCUUCAUGAAGGGAGCUUUAGUUUACAACAGGAUGGAAAUCAUAUGAAUGUAUCUAUUGCUUUAUACUCUUGGGGCUGGCAAUGUCUUUUUACCUGGAAACGCAUGUUUUUGUGUA
Molecule: messenger RNA, 858 nt
Organism: Alnus glutinosa
Lineage: Eukaryota; Viridiplantae; Streptophyta; Magnoliopsida; Fagales; Betulaceae
Product: eukaryotic translation initiation factor 5A-2-like
Exons: 5
Coding region: 70-552 (160 amino acids)
Biological process (GO): positive regulation of translational elongation; positive regulation of translational termination
Molecular function (GO): translation elongation factor activity; RNA binding; ribosome binding
Source: RefSeq, a predicted model, not a curated record